AUGAACUACAUUCGCUCAACAGUCAACACGCUUAGGGACCGCUACACGCCAGUAUCCCAUACCUCGACAUUCCGAAAGACCGGCCAGCUCACACCGGAGGAGUUCCUUGCCGCAGGCGACUACCUCGUCUACAAGUUUCCCACAUGGGCCUGGGGCGACGCUGACGACGAAAGUCGCAGAGUGAGCUAUCUACCUCCCGGCAAGCAAUAUCUUGUCACCCGCAAUGUGCCCUGUGAACGCCGCCUCAACGACGACUUUGCAGGCGAUGCCGGACACGAGGAGUCGCUCGUCAACGACGGCGAGGACUUCAAGAGCACCGGGCAGCAGGGCGACGACGAGGACGGGUGGUUGCGAACCGGCGGUCUGGCCGGAUCGCAGGUGCUCAAGGCCAGGGAUGUAAGAACUGUCGAUGAUGCAGGAAAUAUUGGAGACGUAGCGGAUGUGGAUGACGACGAAAUCCCCGACAUGGAAGACGAAGACGAUGCUGAGGCCAUCAUCCGCGACACAACUUCCAAGACUAGCGGUCGCCGAACAUAUACCAUCUACAUCAUGUACACACCGUAUUACCGAACCCCGCGCGCGUACCUCUCCGGCUACCGCCCCAACGGACAACCCCUACCGCCUCAGGAUAUGAUGGAGGACAUUGUCGGCGACUACAAGGACAAGACGGUCACACUAGAAGAUUUCCCCUUCUUUGCCAACAACAUUAAAAUGGCGUCGCUGCACCCCUGCAAGCACGCUCCCGUCAUGAAGACACUGCUUGACCGCGCCGAUGCCGCUCUGCGCAUCCGAAGAGACAAGCUGCGAGCUGGCAAGGCGGCCGGCGAUGCAGGCAUGGAAGGUCUAGUCGAUGAGAUUGGAAAGCUGGACGUCAAGGGUGCUCAAGAGGCGGCGGAUAGCAAGGACGAGUGGGAGGAGGUCCAGGAGAAUGAAGUUGUGGAUGAUGGCGAAGUUGCGAUCCGCGUUGACCAAUACCUGGUGGUGUUCCUCAAGUUUAUGGCUAGUGUGACACCGGGCAUUGAGCAUGACUUUACCAUGGGAGUGUAG
[Torrubiella] hemipterigena is the source of this 1047-nucleotide messenger RNA. The record is from the annotation of a GenBank genome assembly. Lineage: Eukaryota; Fungi; Ascomycota; Sordariomycetes; Hypocreales; Clavicipitaceae.